Molecule: messenger RNA, 5892 nt
Organism: Fukomys damarensis (Damara mole-rat)
Lineage: Eukaryota; Metazoa; Chordata; Mammalia; Rodentia; Bathyergidae
Gene: Gdap1l1
Product: ganglioside induced differentiation associated protein 1 like 1
Exons: 6
Coding region: 1-999 (332 amino acids)
Source: RefSeq, a predicted model, not a curated record
AUGACAUUCGCGGGGAAGGGGGAGGGAAAGAGAGGGACAGGCUCGGCGAGGCCAUGUGAUGCUGGGCGAGAGAGCCGCCGCCGGAGCCGCCUUCUUCCUCCUCGGAUCGCGGCCGCCAUGGCGACCCCCAACAACCUGACCCCCACUAAUUGCAGCUGGUGGCCCAUCUCGGCGCUGGAGAGCGAUGCGGCCAAGCCGGCCGAGGCACCAGACGCGCCCGAGACCUCCCGCCCCGCCCAUUGGCCCAAGGAGAGCCUGGUUCUGUACCACUGGACCCAGUCCUUCAGCUCGCAGAAGGUGCGGCUGGUGAUCGCUGAGAAGGGCCUGGCGUGCGAGGAGCGGGACGUGAGUCUGCAGCAGAGCGAGCACAAGGAACCCUGGUUCAUGAGGCUCAACCUGGGCGAGGAGGUGCCGGUCAUCAUCCACCGUGACAACAUCAUCAGCGACUACGACCAGAUCAUCGACUACGUGGAACGCACCUUCACGGGAGAGCAUGUGGUGGCCCUGAUGCCCGAGGUGGGCAGCCCACAGCACGCGCGGGUGCUGCAGUACCGGGAGCUGCUGGAUGCACUGCCCAUGGACGCCUACACACACGGCUGCAUCCUGCACCCCGAGCUCACCACCGACUCCAUGAUCCCCAAGUACGCCACGGCUGAGAUCCGCAGACAUUUAGCCAAUGCCACCACAGACCUCAUGAAACUGGACCAUGAAGAGGAACCACAGCUCUCUGAGCCCUACCUUUCUAAGCAGAAGAAGCUCAUGGCCAAGAUCCUGGAGCACGAUGAUGUGAGCUACCUGAAGAAGAUCCUUGGGGAGCUGGCCAUGGUGCUGGACCAGAUCGAGGCCGAGUUGGAGAAAAGGAAGCUGGAGAAUGAGGAUGGGACCUUGUCGCUGUGUCCUCACAUGCUCUUCCUCUGUGCUGCACAUCCUGGGGGUCGCAGAGUGUCCCGUUUGUUUUUAGGAAUACAUCAGUCAGAUGUGAGUCAGGACCCACACUAACAUCUUCAUUUUGACUUAAUUACUUCGUUAAAGGCCCCAUCUCCAAAUACUGUCACCUUCUGUGAUACUGAGAGUUAGGACAUCAAUAUAUGAAUUUGGAAAGAGACAAAAUUUAGCUCUAUAUAUAACUAUAUAAACAUGUUUAGUAAUUUUAUUGGUUUAUUUGUUUUUGAGAUAGAGUUGAUAAAUUUCCCAGACUGGUCUUGAACUCACAAUCCUUUCAUCUCAUCUCAACCUCCCAAGCAGGCAGGAUUAUAGGUGUGCACCAUUGUGCCUGACACAAUUUAUAUAUUUAACAACACUGCGUCAGGUGCUAUUCUAAGCUUUAUACAUUUCAACUCCCUACUGUUCUAGGAGAUAAAUAGUAUUAGUGGUCCCAUUUAACAGAUGAGGGAACCAAGAUACAGAGAGGUCCAGUAGCUUUCCCAAGGUCACAUAGGUAGAAAUGGUGAAGCCGGGAUUCAGACUUUAGCUUAGAGUCCAAGUUCUUAGAUGGUCUCUCUGCCUCUUCUGUCCUGAAAGGGCUGAUAAAAUGAGUGUCUGCUUUCUGGGGCUGCUGUGAAGAGCAGUGAGGAAAUGCUAGGUCCUAUUGCAUUUCUUGAGGAGGUGUCACACAUUGCCUGGCACACAGGUAGGUAGUAUCUGCAAAUACUAGUUGCUGCUGUGAUCCUGGAUGACUCAGGGUCUGAGUGGAUAGGGCCACAGUUGAUGUCCUGGAGGAGAGCUUGGGACAUAACAUUCCUAAGGAGUUCCCGGACUGGGCCCUGAUGUCCCACCCUGUUUUGGUCCUGAAGUCUUCUGAGAAGAGGCAGCGUUGCAGUGCCCCAUGGUGUGAUGACUGAGGCUGUCAGGAUGGAGAGGUAUGGUUGGUCCUUGUGUCCUCGGAGACUGAGAGGGUGACAGAGCCCAGGGAAGUGGCUGUGAGCCUUAAAGUUUUGAAUGGCCCAUAUGUCCUCUGUCCCUCACUUAUCCACUGGGUACCACCAAACCUGCCUGGGAGGACACCAGGCCCUGCACUUCUCCCUUUGUGGGCUGGAAAAGCUGAGGAGGUAUUGUGAUUUCACAGUUAAGGCUCCAGGCAUGGAGCCACUGACAUUCAUGCAUAUUCCAAUCAACCUCUUCCUAGCUCUCUGACCUUGUAGAAUUCACUUCACCCCUCUGAGGUCAUCUGCAAAAUAUAAAUAAUAAUAGACUCUAACUCAUAGCAAGGUUGUGAGGACCCAUGAAGACAGUGAGCACUGGGCACUUUGCAGAAUGCCUGGAUGCUCUGAAAAUAGCAGGUUUUGGGGUGGGUUUUUUUUUACCUCUACUAUUUUUCAUUCAUUUAUUUGAAUAUUUAUUGAACACCUACUAUGUGCCAAAUCCUCCUGGGAGUAAAAUUGUGAGUGAAAACAAGAUAUUGUUCUUCCUGUGUAAUUUGUGAUCUUGGGAAAGAAAAGGACAUUAGUCAAAUAAUCGCAUUUGUAAACACAGAAUUAUAAACAAUGAUAAAUGUUAAGAUGAAGAGUAAAAUAGGCAAAGGUCAGCAGUGUAGCUUACAGGUGGAGCCCUUGCCUAGCAUGCGAAAGGUUCUGUACCCAAUCUCCAACACCACCAAAAAGAAGAAAGAAAGAAAAAAGGGUAAUAUAGGCAGGACAAAUUGCACAAAGCUUGACGAGGUCUGACAGAGUGACAUUCAAAGUGAGACUUGAAGGAUGAGAAGGAGCCUAGGGAGGGAGCUACCAGCCAGACUGAGAAGACGCACGGUGGUUGGAGAGAAUGAGGGUCUCUCGAGCUACUGGGCAGUGCGUGGUGAAGAGAGGGGCAUGAGCGAGGGUAGAGACUGCUGGGGAGGCCCAGAUGAGAUCAUGGGCUGAGACUGCAUUGCAAGGGUUGAGUUUAUACUGGGAGCUAUAAGAAAUCCUUGGAGAGUUUGGGGAAGAGGACUGUCUGUUAGCUUUGCGGCACAACAAAACAUUCCAAGUCUACGGGACUUAAGAACCAUUUUUUGGUUCAUGAUUUGUGGCUGGCAGGGUGGGCUGGGCUUGCCUCGGAGCCUUGUCUGUCCCCAUUGACGUGACUGGCUCCACUCCUACAGCUGUGAGCAGGAGCACAAAGUGGCCUUGCUGGCCUAUCUAUGGUUGGCUGGUAUAGCCUGGCCCAUGAGGUAACUGGGCCACCUAUUAUACCUCAUCCAGCAGCUAAGCCAGGCUCCUUCAGACAGUGGUGGGCCUAGGGUCUGUGCACAGUGCUGGAGCACAAAGACCAGGCAUCCAAAUGCUCUUCCAACCUCUGCUGCAGUUGCUGUUACUAAAGUCGCAUGGACUACAGCAAGUGACCUAGCAAAGGCCAGAUCGAAGGGGUCCAUCGGGUCAGCCUUCUGGGGUAGAGGGCAUGGAGAAGGGGGGAUCUAGAAAGGCACACAGAGACACAAGACUUUGAAGAGGCACAGAGGAUGGCAAAGAGAUUGGCCUUGGGGUGGGCUGGCAUCAGUGGGGUGACCAAGGCAGAGGCAUGUGCCUGGAGGUUUUCAGGUUUUGUGGUGCAGACAGGGUUUCUUGUCUAAUGGUUACUAUUUUCUUAAUGAAGCAUGAAGUGAUGUCAUCAGCUGAGAGGGAUCUGGGGUCAGGGUUUGACAGGAAUAAGGAGAACACAUGAAAAGAUAUCCUAGUAUCUCUGCAAGGAGCGAGGAAGUGGGCCUACUCAAGCAAUGUAACAGGAUCCUGCAGUGCUGAGUACCCUUGCAGGCUUUGCCAUCCUGAACUUACAUUGUAACUGGACAGCUCUGUGGUGAGAGUCUGCUGCAGACACAGCUGGCAGCCUCAGAGAAGUGCCAAGUAUGCUUCAUCCAGGCCCGGGCCUUUGCAAAAGGGGUGCCCAACUGGAGGAGAGGAGGGGUACGUCAAAGAGGUCAGUCUUCUGGAGCUACAGUAGACUGCUCCAGGCUAGCACACAUAUGGGGUCACACAGGGUAGUACCUGUCCUAUUUGCUUAGAGACAUACACACAUACAUACUCCGUGUCUGCUGGAGAACAGCCAGAUAUACACAGGCAUGUGUUGCACUUACACAGGUGGUAAGCCAUACUAGGUGGACCCCAUGCCCACGUGUGCAGACACCCAUAGGCAUAUGAAGAGUUGGUGCACCGACCUGUGCAGGACAGCCAAGAUAAACAUACGGCUGUGCAGGACAGACACCUGGACAGGUUCACACUGAGACCUGAGUAAAGCAUGCGCCCACUGAAAGGACACAAGUAUCCAUGGAGACAUGUGCUAUGUCCAUGCCCAUCCGCAUUAGAAAAAGAGCAGCAGAAGGGAUUAGUUUAGGAGCAUAGCCUCUGGAACCAGAGAGCUUGGAUCUCACUCCAGGCUCAGCUCUGCCACGUACCAUUUGCAUGGCUUUGGCCAAGUUACUUAACCUAUCUGUGCCUCAGUUUCCUCAUUUGUAGAAUGGAGCUAAUAACCACAUCUACUUGUAUCAUUGGGGAUUAAGGGAACAAUAUCAUACUCUGGGAUGUCUCCUGCUCUCUGGCUGCCCCUUCUCUCCUGCCUGUCUGGUUUUUCCUUGCUGCCCAAUCUCUAAUCUGUGGAGGCCCCCGGGCUUGCACAAUCACGACCCUUUCCUCAAGCCUGUUGAGGCUCCCUUGCUGACUCCAUGCGGUCCGCAGCUGGGGAAGUGCACGCCUCAGUCCUGCCUCUUCCCACUGUCCCCACCCCCACCAGGCUCACCUCCCCAGUACCUCGAGGAGUCCUCUGAUAUCACCAGGAGCAACUCGUGCCUGCACCAUGUCCCCUGCCCUUUUCCUGCUUCAUCACGCUUACAUUGCCAAACCUCAGACCUGGUUAAACCCAACACAACGUCCAUUUGGCACCUGUACUUCUGACCAUAAGAUGGCCCUGAGUACGGCUGGGGGACUCCUUUGGAUGCUGGCGGAACUCACUUGAACUUGUGACACUGGCCUGCGGUGACCUUACUGCUGACUCAGCCUCCCCCACUCCCUUUCCAGGCAACUCCUUUGCCCUUCACCCUCUACCACGUCCUCCAAUCCUCUCACAACUGAUCCUUUUCUUUCUAUGUCACUGAGAAAGUCAAAGCAUUAGGAAGAGGUCUUCAUAACUACCCACCAACCACAACUGCCCACCACCAGAAUUCACACACACACACACACACACACACACACACACACACACACACAGUGACUUAGAAGCUUAAAAUGCAUAUUUGUUAAAUCACAUCUUGAUAUUGCUGAAAUGGGAAUGCUUCUUACAACCAAUAGUUUAUGUCUUUUGUUUUUGGGUGGGUGUCUUACAUCUAGUGGUGACUUAAAUUGAAUGACACAUGGUAGUAUGUACUCCCUUGUUAACAAGAAUGAACUGCCCUUGAACUAGCUAAGACCAGUCCCUUUUCUAGUGCACUGGGCUCCAUCCAUGCUCAUCCACACAAGGACACAUCCGGGAUUCUUGCCACUCUUUCCUAUAGCAUUGUUUCCUCCUCUCUGAUGGAUCAUUCCCAUCAACACGCUUUUUCAUUCCACCCAACUUACAGACACGCUCUUGCCCUAGCUCAUGCUGUUGGCCUAUCCUUCCCAUCGCAGCAAAACUCCUUGAAAGUUAUUUUUGCUCACCAUUUCCAACUUUUCUCUUCCCUUUCUCUCUUGAAUUCCUUCCAAGGGGGCGUAAAUCAUCAGGAUUCUAUUCCAACUGCUCUUGUCAAGGUCACCAGUCACUAAAUGCAGCUGCCAGUGUCUCAGGCCUGCUCAUAUUUGCCUACACAUGGCAUCUGAACAUGACCAGGUUCCCUCCUCGCUGGAAUACCUUAUUAACUCAGCUCUGCAGACAUUACACUCCUUAACCCCUUUAUACUGUAUGUUAAUAUCGCUCCUUUGAUUGAAUUUUUAUCUUUUAUUAACACCUCUC